Molecule: messenger RNA, 1047 nt
Organism: Clonostachys rhizophaga
Lineage: Eukaryota; Fungi; Ascomycota; Sordariomycetes; Hypocreales; Bionectriaceae
Source: the annotation of a GenBank genome assembly
AUGAAGUUCGUCCCUUUUGUUGCCCUUGCCUCUAUGGCUCUGGCUGCUCCCUCCUCGGAGAGGCGUGAUGACAGCCCUCUUGACAUCAAGAUUGAGAUGGUUGGCAACUCUGAAGUCAAGGCCACCAUUGUCAACACCGGCAGCAGCAGCCUCAAGGUUCUCAAGACUGGUUCAAUCCUUGACUCUGCCCCUGUUGAGAAGGCCAGAGUCUUCAAGGACUCAAACGCCCUGGAGUUCGAGGGUGCUCGCCUUCUCAUUGAUACCGAGCAUCUCAACAAUGAAGCCUUCCAAAAGAUUGCUGCUGGUGAGACUAUCGAGGUGACAUUUGACGUUGCCGAGGUCCACGAUCUGUCUGCCGGAGGAGACUUUGACAUCUCUGUCGUGGGUGGUCUUUCCUACGCUGAAGAGGGCUCCAACAAACUUGCUGGCGCUGUCCCCUUUGUGAACAGCUCCGUCAAAGCCCAAGUUGACGGCGGCAAGGCCAAUGCUGUUCGCAUCGCCUCUCAAUCCAAGCGCACCGCAGUCCAGAGCGACUGCACCGGCACUCGUCUGACCGCUGUUCGCAACGCCCUGUCCAACUGCCGCAGUCUUGCCACUGCCGCCUCUACCGCCGCCUCCUCUGGCGCUGCUGCCAAGAUGACUGAAUAUUUCAAGUCUAGCACAUCAGCCACUCGAAGCACCGUCGCCAAUGUCUUCUCCCUUACCGCCUCCGAGUGCGGCUCUACCACUGGUGGCAACUCCAGGACCUACUGCUCUGACCCAUACCCUGCCUGCAGCAAUGGCGUCAUUGCAUACACUGUUCCUGCUUCUAGCUACAUGGCUUACUGCGACUACUUCUUCACCAUGCCUGCUACCUCAUCUGGAUGCUAUACCCAGACCCAGGCUAACACCUUUGUCCAUGAGGUUACCCAUCUCCGCCAGAUCAAGGGCACCUCUGACUAUGGUGGCUAUGGUUACAACUUUGUCCGCGGCCUUACCGCUGCCCAGAACCUUAACCAUGCUGACACUUAUACGCUCUUCGCCCAGAGCCUGUAUGCCGGCUGCUAG